ACUAGUCCUCGAUAUUGCUUCGUUGAGGAGGAGAUACGACUUAAAGCUGCGCACAUCCAUCCAUCCAUCCAGAAAUGACGAGUUAAUAAUCGCAAUAGUCUAGUAUGGAAAUUGCGCUAAAAAUAUAAUAAAAGGACACAGCUACCUGGAUUUUCGUCUUAUAUAAAUGUACAUGAAAACAUAAAAUAGGGGCCAGUGACGCAUUAGACCGCACAGGGAGAAGUUAACUCCAACGCUUAGAACGAGAGUAUAUAACAACUGAAACAUACAGCUCACUUGUGUUGUGAUCGACUGACACGAUAUCAACACAAGCACUGAAAAUGUCUGCUGGGCUAUUGGCUACAGUGUUGGCUGUCAACUUCUUUCUCUGUUCCGGAUAUGGACCUAUUGGGAAUAUUACUUGUUUUAACACGAUCAAUUGUGACAAGAGCUCUAUGUACAGCGAUUUGUUUGCAAGGAUCGUUUUGAGCUCUCCUAUUGGUAGAGAUGUUCUGUGUGACACUAAAACAGAUGGUGGCGGGUGGAUUAUGAUUGUGCGUCGGUCUAUAGGGGACGUAGUGUUUUCCAGAGGUUGGGCCGAGUAUAAGUACGGAUUUGGUACGUACUAUGGCGACUACUGGAUGGGGCUGGAACAAGUUCAUCAAUUGACCAUGGUUGGACGUUGGGAACUUAGGGUUGACAUUAAGUUCAAAGGCAAAGACUACUACGCAAAAUACGAUCUCUUUGAAGUCGAGAACGAGGCACAGUUCUACAAGCUCCAUGUUGGCGACUUCUCAGGAAACGUCAGCGAUGGGCUUUCUUAUCACGACGGCAUGAGAUUCUACACAUCAGACAAACCGACCAGUAACGACUGUUCUAGAAAAUACAGUGGGGGGUGGUGGUUUCAGGAGUGUCAUCGGGCCUACCUGACAGGUGUAUGGGGGUCGAGAGUCCUCUAUUCGGGGAUCCAUUGGUACCCAUUGUCCCCCACCGAAAAUCUCGAUUCGGUGGAAAUGAAAAUGCGAAAAUUGUGCUGAGUGUUUCGCUUGAGCUCUCAUCACACACCCCCCUUCUUUCUUCUCAACAUCCACAAUCUCCAAAGUAUGGCAAGUUUCUUAGAAUUUAUUGAGCUUGUUGAUCAUACAACAUUGCUUUAAAAAAAUACAAUUUCUAUCUAUUAAAUAUGUUGAUUUUGUAAAAAAAAUAAUAUAUAAAAAAUUCUAGAGAAUUUCAACAAAGUCGUAACAAGAUAUAAAACUGAUUAAAAGUUAUUAACAUUUAAAAACAAAAUUGUAAGUGCAAAAUAACAGUUUUUAAAGAUCGUCUCUAAAAUAAAUAAUUACAAAAUAUUUUGAUCCCGCUUCACAUCCUUCGUCACAAAUUGUCUUAUAAUACGAACGUCUUUCACAACCCCUCCACCCCUACCCCCAGCCCCAUAUCCUGAGUGUGACGAGGAUGACACUUUACACCGCUUAAAUUUAAAAUUGAACUUCGAAACAAAUUUUGAUGCUAUUAGUUCUUGUCUUAAACUUUUAAUUGAACUCAGAAUUUUUUUUUUAAUCCUAUUAGAACAAGUCAAUGUUUUUCUUUAUACAAUUAUUAAGAUUUAUGCUUUAAAAAUAAAGUUUAUGACACGAUGUAAAAAAAUUGGUU
Molecule: messenger RNA, 1632 nt
Organism: Physella acuta
Lineage: Eukaryota; Metazoa; Mollusca; Gastropoda; Physidae
Product: ficolin-1-like
Source: RefSeq, a predicted model, not a curated record